AUGUUUGACAUAACAAAUGCAAACGUUGGUGAAACAAGAAGAGCUGUACCACAUGAAGUAAGAAGAGAAAUGUUUGACAUAACAAAUGCAAACGUUGGUGAAACACGAAAGAGAGAUGACACACUGAAACAACAGAGAAGAGAGAUGUUUAAAAGUGCUAUAGAACAAGUUCGCAAAGCUAAUAAUGUCAUUCGUUCCAUUGACGACAAACCAAAAGAAGGUGAGAGAUGGUUAAAGAAAGAUGAAGAAAAUAGGAAGAGGAAUGUGAAGUCAGGCAAUAGACUCAUUGACUUUAACAUCGAAGCUUUAGAUGAACCAAACAGAGACUACUUACACAAACAUUUCGGUAAGGUUUUCAUGAGACUCUUAGAGAAAAUUAAAAUAAACUCCCAACAGAGAUGGAUGGUAUGUUAUAAACUUGGUGGAAAGUAUGAAUGUUCUACGUUAAACCUCAAUAAUAUUGGAACAUUACUACAUCAGCUCUUGAAGGAGAACUUUAUAUCAGAGAUAG
Trichomonas vaginalis G3 is the source of this 511-nucleotide messenger RNA. Its product is annotated as organellar and viral DNA polymerase type B. The annotation marks the transcript as partial. NCBI's taxonomy places the organism in Eukaryota, Parabasalia, Trichomonadida, Trichomonadidae. The record is from RefSeq and is a predicted model, not a curated record. The transcript has a single exon.